Molecule: messenger RNA, 1554 nt
Organism: Colletotrichum orchidophilum
Lineage: Eukaryota; Fungi; Ascomycota; Sordariomycetes; Glomerellales; Glomerellaceae
Exons: 1
Coding region: 1-1554 (517 amino acids)
Source: RefSeq, a predicted model, not a curated record
AUGCCACGAGACACGUUCCUCAGCUUGCCGGCAGAAGUGCUUCUGGAGAUAUGUCGACACCUAGUGAUAUCGAUGCAGAACCAGCGGUACCGUUUCCGUCCCGACGGCAGCGGUUGCGACGGCGGCGUCGAAACACAAACAGAGACCUCCAACGCCCUUGAGUGUCGGGCAGCCCUGGCCAGGUUGAUGCGGACGUGUAAAGUCAUGCACUCCGUUGCGGGCUGCGUGCUCUACUCUGGCUACUACAACAUCCGGCACCCCUCCGAAGCCGUUGCCUUUCUACAGACCCUCGAUCCACGGAGUACCGCCACCACCAUCAAUGGCGGCGGCGUUAGGCUCGACGACGACGAUGACGAAGUCUCUGCAAUCGGCAAACAGGAUUUCCGUCUCGAACUGGUCAGGCACUUGGACGUCCACAACAACGUGUUUAGCAACAGCGCUCUUGACAUUGACUGGUCAGAAGAGCAGCUGAAGAGCCUCGAAGCGGACUGGAUCGUCGAGGCCGCGCACCGCCUGGGUAUCCCGUUUCCCAAAGACUGGAACCAAUGCCGCCUAGAAUGCGGACCGUCGGAUCACGUCUCCGAGUACAUGAGCCAACUUCUCCUGCGAAGUCUCCCCAACCUGGCGAGCCUCCACGUCAGUCUAACUCGGCCAUGGAAGUUUGACCUCCUCAGAACCUGGAUCAACAACAACGACACUGCAAACGUUGGCUUCCUGCCAAACCUCAGACACCUAAAGAUCCGUCUGCAGUCCAUCGAGGCAAGGAGCUCGCAGAGCCACAAAAUCAUCAUUGACAGCGCGCCCCUACUCGCCACGCUGGAAAUCUACGACACGUCCUCCUUCCGGAUCCCAAAGGGUUCCCGCCUCGAGCACCUGCGGUCCAUCACCUUUGCAAACUGCUCCACGGACCGUUGCAGCAUGGAGAACACCCUAAUGGCCACGCCCAACAUCACCCGCUUCGAGUACCACGCCACGGCCUCCUCGACAGCAGCAGCUUCCCCCAAGAACCCGCCCCUCACGCCACAAAUGCUCCGCCACCUCCUCAGCAACGAGUUCGAUCUCACGGAUCCGCCCUUGCGCGACGACCAGGGCGAGGUGAUCCACGUCGAGCUCCCAGACCUUCACCUCCAGCUCAAGACUCUCGUCGUCGACUUUCCCAUAGGUGAGAGAAUGGGCUACUGGACGAAUGAAGAGACCAUCAAUAACUUGCGGGAUUUUGAGGAGUUGCGGCAUUUGAGCAUCAAUGUGGGCAGCAUCACCCAUCAAUCCCAGAGCGGCGGCGAAAUCACCGUCAAUAACCUUGACGAGCUGAUUCCCGAGAACCUGGAGUGUUUGAGGAUUACGCGCGUGGGAGACUGUCUCGACGAGCUGACGCGGGUGAGUCUGCCAGACUUGGCGUGCGAGCUGAAGGAAGGACGGUUCAAGAGUCUGAACCGUGUUGAGCUCGCGGAUUGUCCGGUCACUGAGUACCAGCGGAUGACUAUCCAGCACAACCUUCAGGAAAUGUUCGGUUGGCAAGAGGAUUCUCGGAUACGGGUGAGUGGUUGUGAGUGA